UAUUGCUGUCAAAGUAUUGCUUACACGAAAAAGUGAAGCUCUCGUGGUUCUGCAGAAAAUAGCGAUUUUCUCAGUUUUCUACACUCAUCGACGGAAUAAAAUAAAAUCAAACAGCACUCUCAGCAUUACAAUGAAGAGGUCAUUUGCGAGCACUUCCCGCUCUUCGCGGGAGUUUAAGAGUGCAGCCGAGAAUCCGCUGAAGAUGGCAAAGGAGGAACAUCAGGAGGGAGAGGGCUCCAAUCUGGUGUACGUCAUGGAACCGGAAUACCUAGAGCUGGAGGAGAACUUCGAGGAGGAAGUGGAGGAAGAGGUUGUGGAGCAGGAGUUCGAGCUGGAAAAUGGCGAGUGCGUCCCGGAACAGGACUUCACGUCGCAAUUGGCGCGCCUGGUGAAGAAUAACGAUUGCCCGAAUGACUUCACGGAUAAUUUGUUAAACCUAUUGCGCAAAAACGGACAUGCGGAUCUGCCCAGCGACAAGAAGAGCCUCGUGACGGAGCCGCCGCCGCCGAGUGACGACGCGACGCUGGCCAAGAUCCUGGAGAAUCAGCGAUUGAUGAUGCGCAACCAGACGCUCAUCAUGGAGCAGAUGAAGGCGCUGGCCAGAUCGCACGCCACGCAGCGCAUCCGACUCGCCGGAAUGUCCGAGCGACUGGAUAAAAUGUUCCCCAUGGAUCUGGGUAAAUCCAAUCACAUCUUCCCCGUCAAAAACCUAAAGGACUUCCUGUCUUUCGAUGAGAGACUUGUUGACGAUAACUUCAGAGCUAAAGUGUUUCCCGAAAUUUCCCGGGCAAUGCAGAACGGAAACUGGCUCUUCACGAUGGCCAGCGAUGAUGUCCUGCACCAUUACAACCUCAACGGAACCCGAAGCAAAAGAUCACUGAAGGAAACGAACCUUCUGAACAUUCUUGACGAAAACUUCCCAGAUAACGAAUUCCUACGGGACCGACAUAUUAUGGCCCUCAUCAGGACGUGUCAUGGAAGAGUGCAUACAAAGAAAUCGAGGUCAAGGUCAUCAGGAAUGCUUAAAAUGUCUGCCUCGAGGUCAUCAUAUAAGGAAGAAUUUACUGAUGAUUCAUACUAAGAAAUUUUAAGAAGAUCAAGAAUGAAAAGUGAAACAUUUGUGGCAAAUCUCUUUAUUGUGCUCGAAUCGCACAUUGUAUGUAAUUGAUUUAAUUCUAUAGAAUAAAGACUUUGAGCUCUUUAUCCAGUUGUUUAAUUUAUUUAAUCUUGCUGGUUCCAUUGCAAUUCUGAAAAGUGUAAAAAUUACUGAGUUUUACUUCGUUUGCUUCGUUCCAUGCAGAAAACACUCACUAUACACAAGAGUGAAAUUCGCGGAAUUUGUAUUUGUAAACAAAAACGGAGCACACAGAAAGCGCCAUCUUGAUGUGAGUAGUGUAUUUUAGGAGCGAAA
Phlebotomus argentipes is the source of this 1411-nucleotide messenger RNA. RefSeq lists its product as uncharacterized. Bases 131 to 1081 code for a protein of 316 amino acids. The record is from RefSeq and is a predicted model, not a curated record. The transcript is spliced from 5 exons. NCBI's taxonomy places the organism in Eukaryota, Metazoa, Arthropoda, Insecta, Diptera, Psychodidae.